Molecule: messenger RNA, 2221 nt
Organism: Fundulus heteroclitus (mummichog)
Lineage: Eukaryota; Metazoa; Chordata; Actinopteri; Cyprinodontiformes; Fundulidae
Gene: tifa
Product: TRAF interacting protein with forkhead associated domain
Exons: 2
Coding region: 156-740 (194 amino acids)
Biological process (GO): canonical NF-kappaB signal transduction
Molecular function (GO): protein binding
Source: RefSeq, a predicted model, not a curated record
ACAAGCAGAAGCAGCAGAAGCAGCAGUGUUGCUUACUUCUCCCUCUGUGCUUAGAGACGUUCUUUGAUCGAUUUCUUUUCUGUGGGUGGAGGUGAAAACAAUUUCUCGUCUUCACUUUUAAACAUUUACCUUUUAGAUUGGCUCAGGAUCUCUUCAUGAAGAACGGGUCUGAGACGAUGGAGACAGAGGAGGACCUCCUCACUCUGCUCCACAUCAAGCUGUACCACCCGCAGCAGAGCUGCAAAGGUCUCUACAGCUUGCUGCCCCUGGGGACCAGGAGCAGACACUCUGCUGAUGAUCCUCUCAGGCUGGGCCGUGACGCCCAGGCCUGCACCUACUGUCUGGCUGACCCUCGGGUGUCCCGUAAGCAGCUGGCCCUCAGCGCCUACCGUACACCCCAGAGCCCCGAGAUCCUCUUCAGCGUCCAGAACCUGAGCCAGAGGGGGCGACUGUCGGUGAACGGCUCGUCGCUGGGCCACCUGGAGAAGAUGGACCUUCCGGACAAGGCUCUGAUCCGCUUCGGAGAGUACGAGGUGCUCAUCGUUCGGGAGUCCGGAGAGGCCAAGGCCAGCUUUGAGGUGGACCUGGAGGUGCUGCCAGUGUCCCCGUCCAGAGAGACAUGCACCAGUGAGCCGGGAAGGGCACCUGUCAUGGACACAGGCUCGGCCAAUCAUAACACAGCUGGGCUCAGAGAGGAAAGCCCUCAGGAGACUGAUGAGACUGUCAUCUAUCACUCAUGAUGAACAGGCUGGACCUGACUAAACGUCAAGGAAAUAUACAUUGCUGUCCCAUUUGUUACAGUAAGAUUUAUUUUAGUAAGAAUAUCCAUAUUUUAUAUGAAAUCAUGUAAUCAUUUUAUACCUUGACGUUUACUAAUAGUGUGAUAAAACCAGUCUUAAAUGACAGCUUUUGUUAUUAUAAAAAAAAUGUGAUGUGAAGUUUACUUCUAAAUCCUACACUUAAGCAAUAAACUUUCAUUCAAGAUUUGUACAUUUGUAGAUUGUACGAUUCUUCAGAGCACUGUUGCCUCGCAAAUGUGCUCUUUGAUGGACUGCUGAUCUGUCUAGGGUGUGCCCUGCCUCUUGUCCAGUCACAAUCACAAUCAACUUUGUCAAGUUUGUUGGUCCAAGCAGGGAAUUUAACUUCGGAUUCCAGCGCUCGCAUUGUACAAGGAAAGAAAUAAGUGCAGUAUGACUGGUCCUUGCUGAAGAAGCUGACUUUCAGAGUUCUGUGUCCAAACAUAUUAACAGAAAAUGAAGUGGAAGGAAGAAGUAUGGUAGGAAACUGUGCACAGGCAACAGGGAGAACCACUUCACAAGGAGCGGACUGAGGCUGGAGUCAGAGCAUUAAGAGCCUCCACACAGGAGUGUCAAGCCACUCCUGAACCAGACAAACAUCAGAACAUCAGAGACAUUUUACCUGGAAUAAGGAGAGAAAGAACUGGACUGGUCGUUCAGUGGCCCAAAGUCAAUUCUACAUUUCACUUGGAAAUCAAGGCCCCAGAGUCUGGAGGAAGAGAGAGGCUCAGAAUCCACGUUGCUUAAAGCCAAGUGAAAGUUCCCCCAUUCAGUGAUGGUUUGGGGGGCCAUGUCAUCUGCUGGUUCUGGUCCACUGAGUUUCCUGAAGUCCAGUCACCACAGCCAUCUACCAGGACAUUUUAGAGCACUUCCUGCAUCCUUCUGCUGGCAAGCUUUGUGGAGAUGCUGAUUUCAUUUUCUAGCAGGACUUGGUAACUGUUCACACUGCCACAAGGUACCAACAGGAACACCAUGGUUCAGUGACCACGGUGUUCCUGUUUUUGAUUGGCCAGCAAAUUCACCUGAGCUGAACCCCACAUAGUCCAUGGAGUGUUGUCAAGAGGAAGAUAAGUCACCAGACCAAACAAGCCAUGUAACCUGAAGGCUGCUGUCACUCCGGGCUUCCUGAACACCUCAGCAGAACCACAGGCUGACCGCCUCCAUGUCACGUUGCAUGGAUGCAGGACUUCAUGCAGGAGUGCAUAGAAAUCGACACACUAUUCAGAAACAUGGCAUUUCUGUAAAAUGUCCUUUUGUUGUUGAACUGAUGGAAUAUUCACAUUUUCUGACAAUUUAAAUGUUGAGUUUUCGUUGUCUGUAAGCCAAUAUCAUGCCAAUUACAAGAAAUACAGGCUGAAAAUGUCCCUCUACAUGUAACGUAUCUGUUUGACCCUCUGAAAUGAAUGAUAAACCAUUUAACUUUU